AUGCACUUCGCCGUGCCUGCAGCGCUGAAAAAAGCAACUCGCCGCGCCUGCAGCGCGGAAGACGCACUUGGCCACGCCUCUCAGCUGGCAGUGCCGAGCCUCUCACCAGGCAGUGCCGAGCCUCUCAUGGCGCGCGAUCCGCCGCCUACCACGUGGCGCGCGAUCCGCCGCCUGGUGAUGCCGCUGCCUGGUGGGAGAGGCAACAAAAAAGGUGCGCGUAAUUACUUCAAAUAUAAGGACGACGAUGACAAGUACGGGAACAACAACGAGGACGCGGAGGAGGAGGAGGAGGAGGAGGAGGAGGAGGAGGAGGAGGAGGAGGAGGAGGAGGAGGAGGAGGAGGAGGAGGAGGAGGAGGAGGAGGAGGAGGAUGCGGAGGAGGAGGAGGAGCAGGAGCAGGAGCGGGACAUCACCAUCGAGCAGCAACAGAACAGGGGUGACAACGACCAGGAGGGCGACGACAACGAGGCGGAGGAGGACAAGGAGGAGGAGGAGGAGGAGGAGGAGGAGGAGGAGGAGGAGGAGGAGGAGGAGGAGGAGGAGGAGGAGGAGGAGGAGGAGGAGGAGGAAGACGACGAGGACCAGGACGAAGAGCAGGAGCAGGAGCAGGGGCAGGAGGAGGAGGAGGAGGAGGAGGAGGAGGAGGAGGAGGAGGAGGAGGAGGAGGAGGAGGAGGAGGAGGAGGAGGAGGAGGAGGAGGAGGACAAGGAGCAGGAGGAGGAGGAGGAGGAGGAGGAGGAGGAGGAGGAGGAGGAGGAGGAGGAGGAGGAGGAGGAGGAGGAGGAGGACAAGGAGGAGGACGAGGAGGAGGAGGAGGGCGACGAGAAAGAAGACGACAACGAUGAGGUGGAGGAAGACGAGGAGGAGGAGGAGAACGAGGAGGAGGAGGAAGACGAGGAAGAGGAGGAGGAGGAGGAGGAGGAGGAGGAGGAGGAGGAGGAGGAGGAGGAGGAGGAGGAGGAGGAGGAGGAGAACGAGGAGGACGAGGAGGAGGAGGAGAAGGAGGACAGUGAUAAGAAGCAACCGGACCAGCACAAGCAGCGAAUGGUAGUAGUGAGCAUCUGCCUCGCCAUCGAGCAGCAACAGAACAGGUGUGACAAGGAUGGUGAAGGUGACAACGACGAGGAGGAAGAGGGCAGGGAGGAGGAAGACGACGACGAGGAGGACCAGGACGAGGAGCUGGAGCAGGAGCAGGAGCAGGAGCAGGAGCAGGAGGAGAAGGAGGAAGAGGAGGAGGAAGAGGAGGAGGAGGAGGAGAAGGAGGAGGAGGAGGAGGAGGAGGAGGAAAAGGAGGAGGAGGAGGAGGAGGAGGAGGAAGAGGAGGAGGAGGACGAGGAUGAGGAGGAAGACGAGGAGGAGGAGGAGGAGGAGUAG
Closterium sp. NIES-65 is the source of this 1374-nucleotide messenger RNA. Lineage: Eukaryota; Viridiplantae; Streptophyta; Zygnematophyceae; Desmidiales; Closteriaceae. The record is from the annotation of a GenBank genome assembly.